Pestalotiopsis fici W106-1 is the source of this 1026-nucleotide messenger RNA. RefSeq lists its product as uncharacterized. The record is from RefSeq and is a predicted model, not a curated record. The transcript has 2 exons. NCBI's taxonomy places the organism in Eukaryota, Fungi, Ascomycota, Sordariomycetes, Amphisphaeriales, Sporocadaceae. Gene Ontology annotation, molecular function: protein binding. Bases 1 to 1026 code for a protein of 341 amino acids.
AUGGCACACCUUGAAGCGCAGUGGACGCAACUCACAGCCAACCCACGCCUGCAACGAUCUUCGCAAUGUUUGUCAGUUAUUAGUUCCCAGGCUUACAUUUUCGGCGGCGAGUUGCUCCCGAGACAGCCCGUUUCGAAUGAAUUUGAUGUAGUUACACUCGACAAGAACAAUGAAGCUGCUGCUACAACAUUGCCCGUACCUCGUGGUCCGGCACCCAUCCCACGAGUUGGCUCCACUACGGCAACAAUAGACGGUGCCAUCUACAUGUUCUCCGGUCGGGGUGGUCUGGACAUGGCACCGAUUGAGGAGAAAGGUUCAUUGUGGCGAUACGAUCCGAUCGGAUCUCUGUGGGAGCUGGUCGAGCCUAGUGACCCGGCUGCUGCAUACCCGCCCGGCCGAAGCUACCACGCAAGCACAUCGGAUGGUGCCAAGAACAUCUUUAUCCACGCAGGGUGCCCCGAGAACGGCCGGCUAUCUGACCUAUGGUCUUUCAAUAUCCAAACCAAGACAUGGACGGAACUCGAGGCUGCUCCAUCACCACCUCGGGGCGGUACCUCGCUAGCUGCACAUGAGGGAAAGCUAUACCGCAUGAACGGCUUUGACGGCAAGACGGAGCAAGGCGGGGCGCUUGAUGUCUACGAUAUCGCCGCCCGCAGCUGGUCCACCAUCUCUUUCAGCCCUGAUGGCGUGCAGGGCCCAACUCCUCGCAGCGUCAGUGCCUUGUUGGUCGUUCGCAUCAAUGGGCGGGAACAUGUAGUGACGCUCUUUGGCGAAGGCGACCCCAGUGCACUUGGCCAUGCAGGUGCUGGAAAGAUGUUUGACGACGUAUGGGCAUUUGACCUAGUCUCCCAGAAAUGGUCCAAAGCCACUCCAACUGGUGCUCAGCUGCCAGCUGCCAGAGGUUGGUUUGACGCAGAUGUAAUGGGAGUGGACGCGGAUCAACAGUUUGUAAUUGUCCAUGGUGGGCUCGCAGAGGACAACACUCGGCUCGGAGAUGUUUGGAAGUUGAGUUUGCAAUUCAGGUAA